This is a messenger RNA of Brassicogethes aeneus, 3161 nucleotides long. NCBI's taxonomy places the organism in Eukaryota, Metazoa, Arthropoda, Insecta, Coleoptera, Nitidulidae. The record is from the annotation of a GenBank genome assembly.
UUCUUUGAAACUAAAACUCAUCGACAGAUGUCGCCCUAAAAAUUGUUUAAAAUGUCAGUUGUCAGUGUGCAUUUAAAAUUCUCACUGAAGUAAAUCGAGCAAAAUCGGUUAUUUUUUCAACCGAAAUACAUCAAAACACCUCUCAAAUGAAUCAAUAUUGAAAAAUUCACGAUGACUUCUACAAGCGAAACGCUCAGCAUAUCAGAGUCGGUUUUGGCUCUAUGUAAUCAUUUGGGAAAAAACGAUGAUAGUACUGUAUCGAGUUUAUAUAAAUUGGCGUUUACGUUUUUAUCAACCUCACAGUCAAGUACUGUAACCAGCGAUGAAGCCUUUCUUAUAUCACAGAUCAAAGAGUUAUUAAGUGAGCAAAACCCUGAAUAUUUGGAGAAGUUCGAUUUGUUGUAUAAUAACAUCUGUAAAUCUAAUAUAUUAAAGCAAAGGCCAGCCACAUUACGCUUUCUUUUAAACCUGGCAAAAUCACAGAAUGAUUGUCCAAAGUUCACAUUACUGCAAGGUUUGGAGAAAGUUAAUUCUCAGACGAAUGUGUCCUCAAAAAGAUCAAACUUUUUAAGUACUGUGAGAUCGCAGGAAAGCCUCAAGGACAUUCUUGAUGUGAGAGAUAUUAAGAAAUAUUCCUCUGUGCAGUCUAGCACUACAAGAUUCAUGUCAUCACAAGCUACUACAGUAUCAUCUCAAGAAGUCUGGUCGAGAGAAUACCUAUCCGGUAAACCGUUAAGUUUGAGCCCCGUAACCGAAUCAGAACUACUCCAAGACGUUAUUUACUCUCUGCAAGGCAUUGAAAGCAAAUACCUAAGGAAAGAAGUCGGUGGUCUGGGUUUUGCGGUAGAUUUUAAAGUGGGAAAAAAUUUAACGCCCAUACAGAAAGGCCUUGUCGAUAGGUUGCUGGGAACAUCGUUUUUUCACGGCCAAUUGAAACAGUACUGCGAUGAAAAUGAUAAACAGAGCGGUAUAAUUUGCCAAUCGUUGGUUUCCACUUUAAGAGAGGAAUUGUCGGCUUAUUACAAGACAAUCGCUUUGUUGCAAGCCAACAUGAAGUCCAGUGAUAUGUCUUUAAGAAGGGCAAUUUUUAUACUCUAUGAUCACCAUGCCAAAUUCGAAUGGCUGGCUUAUAUUGCCGAGCAGUGUUCUGAUAAAAAGGGAGGAGCCCUAAUUUCAGCCAUCCAUGGAUUUUUGCAGCACGGUUCAAGGUGUGCACAGGAGGUAUCCGAAAAAGUUUUAACUGCAGUUUGCAAACCUCUGUACAUAAUGUUGUCCCGCUGGUUGCUGGACGGCGAAAUAAACGAUCCCUGUAACGAAUUUUUCAUAGAAAUAAAAUCCAUAUCCAGCGCCGAAGAGUUGUGGGAUAACAAAUACUUUGUCAGAAAACCCAUGGUGCCAUCGUUUAUCACCAUGAACCAGGCCAAUAAAAUUUUGGCCACCGGAAAAAGUAUUAAUUUCUUGAGGCAGAUUUGUAAGGAUGGGGGCCAGUUGCCUGGCAGAGAGAGUUUGCAGAGAUUGUUUAAAAACACUUCAGCUGAAGCAUUAUUUGCGACAGGACAAAAUAUUGAAUUCCACACAACUCUGGAGAACGUGUACAGGGAAACUUCUCUAAGAGUUUUGGAUCUAUUAAAGAACAAAUUCAGAUUGUAUGAACAUUUGCAAUCUUUAAGAAGGUAUCUUUUGUUGGGUCAAGGAGAUUUCAUCAGGCAUUUGCUUGAACUACUUGUCCCUGAACUGUGCAAAAACGCGAACGAAAUCUACGGCCACACUCUUAGCGCAAUCCUGGAAUCUGCUAUAAGAGUGACAAACGCUCAGUUUGAAGACGAAGACACGUUAAAACGUCUGACGGUCAGUUUCGGCGGCUGCUCUCACGGCGACAAGGGCUGGGACGUUUUCAGCCUGUGCUACAUCAUAGACGGGCCGGUCGGGUCCAUUUUCCAAACUACCAUGUCGACUUACAAGUCCCUAUUUGGGGCUUUGUGGAAGGCAAAACGGAUGGAAUUUGUGCUUGCCAAUAUGAGAAAGCAACAGAUUACUAUUGCCAAGCUGUUUAAAAAAGUAAAAGAGUUAAAACCUGUAAUGCACAAAAUCCACGUUCUAACCAGCGAGAUGAUACAUUUUCUGCAUCAAACCCAGUAUUACUUUUUGUUUGAGGUGUUGGAAUGUUCUUGGGCUGAAAUGUUAAACCAAGUGAACAAGGCUGAAAGCUUGGACGACAUUAUCAAUGCUCACAGGACAUUCCUGGGUUCUGUCAAGAAAGGGGUUCUGCUGGAUCCAGAAUACAGGGAAAUUUUCAAUGCACUGAACAGCAUCUACACGCUUGUUCUCGAAUUCGAAACCUACCAGUCGAGCCUGUACGCGGCCGCGGAGGAGGAGCACGCGGCCAUCUGCGACUACGAAAUGCUGGCGGAAAACCCCGAAGACUUCGGGGUGAAUAACGAGUACGAAAUAACGGCAAACGCGCGCAAAGCCGCCUUCCAGACUUUCGUUAAAAGCACGAAGUACAACGUUAACGUCGUCUCGGACCGGUACACGAACUGCGUGCACCGCUACCUGCGACUUUUGUCGUCCAGUUCCAACAUGAACUUGCAGCUGCUCAGCGUGCGGCUCAGCUUCAACGACUUCUACAAGGUCACGUGACAAGAUGUGCGCCGACUGCCUGCAACCACCAACCCACCGAAAUUUGUAACACAUAAAUUAAAGACUGUAGACGAUUUAGAGAUUAAUAAAGCAUCAGCCGCGUCCUUUGUAAACUUGAAUGCAACGUUUCCAGGUGACAAUCGAAGCGGCGAAUUGGAUUUGGAAUCUUCGUCGAGUAAGUAUGGUAGUGUCGAUCAAUUGCUGCACACUGAUAAGAAGAAAAAGCAGAUAUGAUGCUGUGUUGGGUGAAAGGUGUCGUUUUAUUGCAGGGUUUAUGCAGGAUGAAUCCAAAUAUUCUCUGGAUAAAUAUAUAAUUUUUUUAAAUAAAACUAACGUAAUUGAAACACCCUGUAUAAAUCUGCGUGUCUUGCCAAAUUGUUUUCAGUAUAGACGCCUUUCAUCCGCUUUUUUUGUAAUUCUACUUAUUAAGUUUAUUCCAUAUAUUUCAAGACUGUUAUAUUUGCUUUACUGUUAUACAUGUUUACUUUUUACCAAUUAAUAAAUGUACUAUGGCUUUUUAA